CUGGGGGAUAGCAUGGCCAACUACCCGCAGGGCCUGGACGACAAGACAAAUCUCCAAACCGUCUGCGACUGCGGCGCUCGCCGCUGGUAGUCUGACUCGGGCCGGUUAGAUUGCCCCGGAACCAUUGUCGUUCGAACGGAUUUGCAGGCGCUCUCAGAUCUCGCCCUAUGCAAUAUUCACGCAUCCAUCUCUCCGUGCGUUUUGUCUCCAAGGAGAAGCCCGCCAGUGCGGGUAUUUUGCAGAAGCGCCUCUUCCAAACAAGAUGUUGCAUUCAACAUCUUAACGAUGGAGGGGGUCGCAGGACUGCUGCCGGCGUUGACAGGGCUCUUAACAGGGGGGCGACCGUUUCCCGACACCGAUUUGCCCCUAGGUUGUUGUUUUUCUUUUCUUUUUUUUUUGGGCCCCAAGUGAGAUGCCAAUCCCCGGCCCCACAACACACACGGAGACACCCCCUCCCACCCCCCCGCCCCCACACACAGAGGCCAAGGUUACAGUCCAUCCUCAGAAAUAGCCUUUCCGGCCCCUCUGAUUCCCGAGCCGGGAGGGAGAUGGUUCUUCUUGUUCUCCAAAUCAUCGAGUUUGUACGAAGAACAAACAGAGCGAUGGAGGAUUUCGUUAACAAGGCAGAUUCCUACUUGGAAGACGCACCCGCAUACGACAGAUACUGGGACGAUUUCCAUGCCUGUACCACCACAGCCCUUGCGGAUUGCCAGGAAGGGGCGACAGAUCUAUGGGAAAAACUGAAAAAAGAAUCCAAAAACCUCAAUUUCCAAGGCAGCUUAUUUGAACUGUGUGGAGAAAGCAAUGGGUCGGCUCUCCUCCUCCCGGCCUUCCCUUUGCUAUGGGGGCUUCUCUCUGCCGCCCUAGCGACCUGGAUCUCCAUCUGAGGAGGCGCCGGCCCUGCGCAGGCACACGUAUACACACACACACGUAUACACACACACACGCAGUCUCUCUCUCCCUCUCUUUCCCACCCGCACACAAACCCACACUCACUCCACAGAACCGGAUUUAUAGAGGAAGCAUCCAUCCGUUUGGGGGGACGUUGUGAUUCUCUGUGAUGCUGAAACCACCCAUGUAGGAUCGUGGAAUCUGUUAUUCUCCUUUGAUUAUUUUGUGUAUUUUAUUUGCCAGAUGUUACCAAACAGUAAGCAACAACAGCCAAAAUCGGACCUCAGCUUUAUUACGUCUUCAAACAAAAAUAGAAAAGCCAGUCCACCCCCACCCCCUUUCUGUUGUUGUUAUUUAUUUAUUUUUUUUUGCAAAAGAAUCUCAGGAACGGCCCUGGGCCAUCUAAUAUAUAAAUCAUGGUAACACAUGACAAGGGAUGGGCUCCUCUUAAUAUAUAAAAACAAAUGUGGGGAGAAGGCCACGGGAAUUGGAUUGAAGAUAGAUGUCUACGUGUGAAGCAUAUGGUGAAUAAUUCACAAUCUCUAUUGCAUCUUUCUUUCACAGUAUCUUGUUUUGAUCAUUUCCACCGCAAAUAUUCCCCGGAGAAAAGAAAAAAAGAGAACAGUUUAACGGGGAGAGGGCCGGGAGGGGGGACAGAGGAGAGGAGAGGUAUCUAUCGACCACUGGAAUGGAUGCUAUUGAGGUUACUGACCGUUAGCUUUUACCUGCUGUUGUCAAGGCAUCUUUCCAAAUUCACUGCCUUCGUUUCCCCUUCCCUCCCUCGUCUUAGAUGUUACACAUACAGUAAUGCCUGAAUAUCCAACGGUGUAGAUCACAAAGGGGGCUUAAAAUGUUAAUCUAAAGUAGAGCAUACCAUUUUGACAUAAAAGAGCCUUGAUUUUAAAAAAGAGAGAUGUAAUUUAAAAAGUUUAUUAUAAAUUAAAAUCAGCAAAAAAAUUUGCUACAAAGCUAUAGAGAAGAAGUAUAAAAUAAAAAGUAUUGUUUGAAA
Tachyglossus aculeatus (Australian echidna) is the source of this 1900-nucleotide messenger RNA. It is a transcript of the gene NRN1, whose product is annotated as neuritin 1. Gene Ontology annotation, biological process: neuron projection extension; nervous system development. The transcript is spliced from 3 exons. Lineage: Eukaryota; Metazoa; Chordata; Mammalia; Monotremata; Tachyglossidae. Bases 168 to 887 code for a protein of 239 amino acids. The record is from RefSeq and is a predicted model, not a curated record. Gene Ontology annotation, cellular component: plasma membrane.